AUGAGCUUGCAUCUGGUCAGGUCUGGAGAGACCCAGUUCACGGCCCAUGGAUACAUUGAUGGUGAUCUCUUCCUGCGCUACAAGGGGGACAGAAGGAGAGCAGAGGCUUUGAGGGCCAGGAUCAAGGGACAUGCAGGAGCUGAGACCUGGGCAAGAGAAACUGAGGGCCUUUGGAAGAUGGAGGAGCAACUCAGGAGGAUGCUGGCUGAGGUCACAGGCCAAGACAGGGGCCUUCACACCAUCCAGGCAACCUUAGGCUGUGAACUUCAGAGAAAUGGGAACAUUGGAGGCUUCUGGCACCUGGGCUAUGAUGGACAGGAAGCCCUCACCUUUGACCAGAAGACUCUUACAUGGACAAUGGCUGUGCCAUCCACCCAGCAGACAAAGACCUUCUGGGAGUCACACGCACCCAGAGCUGAUCAAGCUAAGACUUUCUUGGAGGGCACAUGUCCUGCUCAGCUCCAGAGACACCUGAAUUCUUUGAGGAUCUCUCAGAUGGACACAGGUCCCCCAAAGUUAAAGGUGACCAGAAGGAGAUACCCAGUGGGCAGGAUUACCCUGACAUGCAGGGCUUUUAAUCUGUAUCCUCCUAUGGCCACCCUAACCUGGCUUCAAGAUGAGAAGCCAACACAGCAGCAAACUUUUGGACCUGGGACCAUCCAGCCAAGUGGGGAUGGGACCUACCAGACCUGGCUGUCUAUUUGGGUUCUUCUUGGGCAGGAAUCACAUUUCACCUGCAACCUGAGGAACCACAGCAAGAAAAUUGAGGUCACUGAUUUCUAUGGUGAGAAAAUGGGACAGCCAUCCUCUAAGGGGAUGGGAGGCAAGGUCAGGAAGUACCUGUGAAGUACAAUCACUACAGCUUUCUUAGUGGCCUCCAGGACAUCAAACAGACAAUCUAUGGGACCACCAGCUCUGCCUCUGCUUUGGUGGCUUCUGUUCUUUGUACACUAUGAAACACAAGGUCUCCGGAGCAGGCUGGACAUCCAUGGCAAAGUCCAGAUUGUGACCAACUACAAAUGUUCCCAUCUCUUCACCACAUACAUAGAAAACAAGCAGUCAAACAAUACAGAGGGAGACCUGGCAGCCCAAGAGAUGACUGAAAACCACUUUGCCAGAUGA
Arvicola amphibius (Eurasian water vole) is the source of this 1122-nucleotide messenger RNA. Its product is annotated as MHC class I-like protein MILL1. Gene Ontology annotation, cellular component: external side of plasma membrane. The record is from RefSeq and is a predicted model, not a curated record. Gene Ontology annotation, biological process: antigen processing and presentation of endogenous peptide antigen via MHC class I via ER pathway, TAP-independent; positive regulation of T cell mediated cytotoxicity; immune response. Lineage: Eukaryota; Metazoa; Chordata; Mammalia; Rodentia; Cricetidae.